GCGGCCCCGGAUGGAGGCGGCCGCCAUUUAGUCAGGGGGCAGCGGUGUGGUGAGGGGUGUUGGGGUCGCCGCCAUGAGGUGUCUAUCGCAGCUGCUGGUGCUCGUACUGCUCGUCUUCCCCGCCGCUCUGCUCCUCGGGGGUGCCCGCGGUGGCCCAGGUUCAGGUUUGCUAGUUGCAGCUCAAGAUGCUACAGAAGAUGAGGAAGCUGUGGAAGAUACUGUAGUUGAAGAUGAAGAUGAUGAAGCUGAAGUCGAAGAAGAUGAGCCAACAGACUUGACAGAAGAAAAAGAGGAAGAAGACUUGUCAGGAGAACCUAAAGCUUCACCUAGUGCUGAUACAACCAUCUUAUUUGUGAAAGGUGAAGACUUCCCAGCGAACAACAUUGUAAAAUUUUUGGUGGGCUUCACCAAUAAGGGUACAGAGGAUUUCAUUGUUGAGUCUCUUGAUGCUUCUUUCCGGUAUCCUCAAGACUACCAGUUUUAUAUCCAGAACUUCACAGCUCUCCCACUGAAUACAGUUGUUCCACCACAAAGACAAGCCACGUUUGAGUACUCUUUCAUCCCUGCUGAGCCAAUGGGUGGCCGUCCUUUUGGACUAGUUAUCAAUCUCAACUACAGAGAUGUAAAUGGCAAUGUGUUUCAAGAUGCUGUCUUCAAUCAAACUGUUACAAUUAUUGAGAAAGAAGAUGGGCUGGAUGGAGAAACGAUCUUCAUGUACAUGUUCCUCGCUGGACUUGGUCUACUUGUCAUUGUUGGCCUACAUCAGUUACUAGAAUCUAGGAAGAGGAAAAGACCAGUACAGAAAGUAGAGAUGGGAACGUCGAAUCAGAAUGAUGUUGAUAUGAGCUGGAUUCCCCAGGAAACUUUAAAUCAAAUAAAUAAAGCUUCACCGAGGAGGUUGCCCUACAAGAGGGCACAGAAGAGAUCAGUGGGCUCUGAUGAGUAAAUGUUAACUAGUACAACAGUUGAACCUUUACUAAUCCUGCCUGUUUGGGUUUUUUUGGAUUGGAGUAGUGCAGAGAAUCCAUAUCACCAUCAGGAAAAUACUCCUAUACAUUUGGACUGAACAGAUUAACUGAAUGGUGUUAAUGUUACUGAAAAUGCACUUCUCUUUUUUUUGUUAAUUUUUGGGGGUGGGGGGAGGAGGUAGCCAUUAAGAUUUGUGCCUGCGUGUGUAAGCAGUUGGUCUUAACAGAACCAUGUUACCUGAAAUGUGCCUUUAGAGUUCUUUUGUAAUGCUGGCUUGUCAUCUGUACACUGUCUUUAAAGGAUUUUUCUCCUCCCCCUAAUCUGAAUGUCUGGUGACUUAAAUCUGUCUUGAUUGUAUCAUGUCUGUAUCAGAAUCUGUAUGCAUUUUUCUUUUUCGGUAGGUAAGUUUAUUCUCUACAGUGUGCACACACUGAAGUUUGUGUGUGUGGUCCUAUUUUGGUGCCAAGGCACUGAUCAUCUAGACUUCCGCAUAGUUUGCGUUCUAAAGGCACAAUUGGGUAUAGCUGCUUGUAGUGGUAGAUAUUUUGCUGCUGUUUUGAUCUGGGCAUGCAGUGACCUAAAAAUCUGACCUUACCUGCAUAAAUGUUAGGAAAACUCUUACACAGCAGCAGAACUUGUAAAGCAUGGAAUUUGUGUGCUGAAUUGGUAUUACUACUUUUUUUUUAUACCCAACUUGUUAAAUGGUCAAUAUUGAGUCGUGCCAGCAGCUUAGGUAUUCUGAUUAUAGUGGCAGCUCUGCAAUGUUUACUCAAGAAAUUAUUGAAUAAGCCAGAACAACUUCCCAUUAAGUUCUUAGUCCUCUCACAAAAGCUAGAAUGUCAUGUGUAUCAAAAUGUGGACUUUAAGAAAAGCUUUACAUGGGGCAGAGACUUCUGCAUUUACUGUACACACUUGAAACUGAAUUUGAGAAACUGUUGGCUUCGAAUCUUCUUAAAUGGAAAACUAUUUAAUUCACCCUUUGCAGUUUUUAAAUAUCAAACUUCUUUCCUCUGGUCAAUA
Phalacrocorax carbo (great cormorant) is the source of this 1989-nucleotide messenger RNA. The record is from RefSeq and is a predicted model, not a curated record. NCBI's taxonomy places the organism in Eukaryota, Metazoa, Chordata, Aves, Suliformes, Phalacrocoracidae.